CCGAGAUCAAGAUCCUGUAAUCACACCUUCACUUUUGAACUGUAAUUCUACACAGCGGAACUCACAGCUUGGGUGAUUACCUCUUUUGUUUUAAAAUGAUUAAUACCAACCAGCUCUCAGUGUUGGAGUCAGUCAGUUGCUUAUCGUGCUUCUUGGUGUUUACGCUCAAGCGCUCGUACAUACGGAACGUUACCAAAUUACGCAGUCAACAAACGUGUUUAUUUUCAAAAUGGGAAGAAGGAGUUGGUGGUUAGAAGAGGACGGACCUAAAAUAUACGUUUAUGUGAAUGAAGGAAAGAAGAAAGACAGGCUCACCGAUAGAAAGACUGGCGUCCCUUAUCCUCAUGUUGAAAAUGUUGAAGUUUAUCCAAAGAAAACCGACGCUGUGAAGUUUUUUUUUCAUUCAGAUUCUGGAUCUUCCAUUACUUGCCCAUAUGUAUUGGAACGUACAUACUUUGAAUGGAAUAAGUCACAGUAUAGCAAAAAGUUUAAAGAAACAAGUAAUGUAAGAGAGUUUGUUUCUUUGUUCAGUGAAAUGCUUUCUACAAAUACUGAACGAAAUACUGCUCCAGGAAAUUCCAGUGACUCUUGUAGUGAUGUUGAAGAUAUGUCUUUAUCGAGUGACAGUGCUUCAUGUAGUGAGAGCAGUGAUAAGUCAUUUGAGAAAGCGGUCAGAAAGGCCAAACGUCGUAUCAGUGACAGUACAAAAGAUGUUAGUGUGGUGUCACUCAAACGUCAAAAAUAUAACACAGAUAUAGAAGAAUGCAAACAAGAUACACAAUCAACUGUUCAACAUGCUUUUUGUGGUCAUUUCCUUAUAUCUGUCAGAGCACUACAAGGUGGCCAACAAAUCAGAGUACCAGAUAAAGUAUUUUUAGACAAAUUAGUGAAAUCCAUGGAAAAAUACAAAGAUGAGUCCUAUCAGCCGCUGUGUUUAUUGGUAAAAGAUGUUUCCUCUGCUGAACAGUUUGAUGGAGCUAAGAGAAAUGGUUACCAAUAUGAUGUCAUAGGUGGACAACACACAUUAUUGGCAAUUCAGGAGUUAGCCAGAAAAUUCCCACAGGAUGAAAAGCUCAAAACUGUAAACUGUGUUGUUUAUGCUGGCCUCAAUAAUGAGGAAAGAAAGUGGUUGGGGGUGAGACACAACAAGACAGGAGAAUUUCGUCAUGCACUUUCUCUGAAAGAAAAGGUUAUGAUAUGUUAUGGAAGAAGAAAAGAAAUGCCCAAAGAUACAAAAACAACAUUGUGGAAAGAGUCGUGCAAAGUUAUACUGAAUGAGGAUAAGAACAGCCAAACUUUAGACGUUGCAUGUGCUUUGGCAUCUUAUGAUGGUUUACUCUAUAACAAAAUUAUGGAACUGUUUGAAAAAUAUGAAGAUGGAGAUCUCAAAGAACAAAGAAUUAAAAAGAAAGACCAAGGACACAAGCCAGAUAUAAAGCCAUACAAGUUUAAAUACUUAAAGAGUUUAGAUGCAGACACAGUGCUGGCAUUGGUGUCAGAUGUUCAUUUGAAAAAGAGAGCCAAAUUCUGA
Molecule: messenger RNA, 1531 nt
Organism: Saccoglossus kowalevskii
Lineage: Eukaryota; Metazoa; Hemichordata; Enteropneusta; Harrimaniidae
Molecular function (GO): N-methyltransferase activity; DNA binding
Source: RefSeq, a predicted model, not a curated record